AUGUCCAAAAGAAUCAAAAAUGUGUCCAUCUCCGUUCCUAUUCUAUACGGAAAUAGUGCUAAGCGCUUGAGUCCCGAAAAACGCACAGAAACUACUCCACCAGACCAUACCCAUGAAUGGACGGUCUUUUUGAAGCCAGUACUUGGAAACAUUGAUUUGACACCACUCAUAAAGCGAGUUACUUUCAAACUCCAUGAAACUUACGAUACCCCGGUGCGGUCUGUUGAGCAACCGCCAUACCAAGUGACGGAGACAGGUUGGGGAGAAUUUGAGAUCAUCAUCAAGAUCCAUUUUCAUGGUGGCUCUGAGUUGGGAAUCAAUGAGAAGAAUUUCCAGAUAUUCCAUGCGUUGAAACUUCAUCCGUACAAUCCACAGGCACCGCCACGAGAGAAUGGUGAGGUUUACUCUGUGCUUUUCGACGAGUUGGUGUUUCAGGAACCAACCGAGGCAGUUUUCGAGAUUCUCACAUCCAAACCGCUGAACUUGCUUCCAUAUAAACUCACCGAUCCCGAGAAGAGAGACCAGGAGUUCCUUCGGACCGACGAAUCCGACGAAAUUGCCCGUAUGGAUGUGUAUAUUGCCAAAGUCAAAGAUGAGAUCGAGAAACAGAGAAACGAGUACAAGGAGUUGGAACAACAGAAGUUGGCGCUCCUACAGUGA
Messenger RNA from Sungouiella intermedia, 660 nucleotides. NCBI's taxonomy places the organism in Eukaryota, Fungi, Ascomycota, Pichiomycetes, Serinales, Metschnikowiaceae. The record is from the annotation of a GenBank genome assembly.